GUUUUUUUUUUUUUUUUUUUUUUUUUUUUUUUUUUUUUUUUUUUGCGCCUGGAACCUGGAGUGCAACCGGCCGUCCGAUCGCAAUGGAGGCUGAGUCAACCGGAGCUGCUCGAGUUGCGUACCCAACUGGAUUAUCUGUUGGAGAAAAAAAUCAUCCGCCCAUCCACGUCACCCUAUGCCGCGUCGGUUCUCCUCACCCCCAAAAAGGACGGAGGGCUUCGUAUGUGUACAGACUUCUGCGCUCUCAACAACAUCACCAUCAAGCCGCGUUACCCAGUCCUACGAGCCGACGAUCUCAUCGACCAGCUUCGCGGAGCCAGGAUUUUCUCCAAGAUCAAUAUGCGAGGGGGUUACCACAAGAUUCGCGCCGCCAAAGCUGAUAUUAUGAAGACUGCAUUUCGAACCCCUUACGGAAAUUACGAGUAUUUAGUGAUGCCAUUUGGGUCAAUUAAUGCACCCUCAACUUUUCAAAUGACCAUGAACGAAGUCUUCCGCUCGCUACUGGACAAGUGCAUCAUCGUCUACCUGGAUGAUAUCCUAAUGUACAGCAAAACUCGGGAGCAGCAUUUGAAGGACUUGGAAGCAUUUUUCACCCUCUGCGAUCAACACCGCCUCAUCACCAAAGGCUCUAAGUGCGAGUUCUUAAAGGAGGAGUUGGAGUUCCUGGGCCACAUCAUCUCCACCGAAGGAGUUCACGUCGACCCCAAGAAAAUCGAAGCCGUACGUACGUGGAAGACACCCGAGAACGUGAAGGAGUUGCAGCAGUUCCUAGGCUUCGCUAAUUACUACAACAGGUUCGUGCCACAGUAUGCGAAACUCGCAGCACCACUCACGAAUCUGCUGAAGAAGAACACGCCCUACAAAUGGGAGCGACACCAGGAAGCCGUGGAGCAGCUGAAACAAGCACUCACGUCCGCACCGGUACUCAUCUUGCCAGAUCCCGAACGCGACUACGUCAUCGAAGCUGACGCCAGCGACCAGGCAGUGGGAGCAGUCUUGAUGCAAGACCAGGGGAAUGGACUGCAACCAAUUGCCUACCUCAGCAAGAAACUACGGGCAGAACUAAACUACCCGAUACACGACAAAGAGGCCUUGCCAUCGUCAUCGCCUUCAAAGCGUGGAGAUGUUAUCUCGAAGGACGAAGAACAACCGUCUACACCGACCACUGCAGCCUGAAAUACUUGAAGACACAACCCAACCUUUC
Molecule: messenger RNA, 1204 nt
Organism: Closterium sp. NIES-67
Lineage: Eukaryota; Viridiplantae; Streptophyta; Zygnematophyceae; Desmidiales; Closteriaceae
Source: the annotation of a GenBank genome assembly